CUUUAUUUUGUGUCUAGUACGAUAAAUACCGAUCUCCAAAGUGAAGACUCAGAAUACCAAAGGUGGAAACUGGAAUCGUCGGGCAGUCCUGUAUCCAUGGCGGACCAAGCGGGCACUUCCUCUUCUCACCUGGAAAACGUUCUUGAAGAAGACGAUGAUUACGACUUAAUAUACGGCGCUGAAUCAGGAUGGGUGGAAGCAAGAACGCAGUGUGAUCACUUGGCUUCUUUAUCGUCUGAUCUCGCUCACAUUCCAACCCCUAAUACUCCCUGCAACAGGUGCCAGCACCCAAGUGAGAAUUGGUUGUGCCUAUGCUGUAAGGAUGUGCUAUGUAGCCGUUUUGUGAAUAAGCAUAUGCUUGAGCAUCAUAAGCAAACAACCCAUUGCAUAGCGCUAAGCUAUAGUGACCUGUCAGUUUGGUGUUUCGCUUGCGAUUCUUACCUGGAUGCUCAAGUGAUUCGGCAACUGCGACCUGUUCACGAGACUGCAUACAUUCUGAAAUUCGGUGAAGCCCCUCCACAUCGGUCUGUUGAAUGCCCUCAGUUAGAAGAUAAACAGGCCAAGGAUAUGCCAUCAGGCAGUUGAAUCUCAUGGUACAUCAUGGUUUUCUGACCCCUGCUGUUUUGUAUUUGGGGUUGUGUACAAGGGCAGAAGAAGGUUGGCUUGGGAUUGAAUGAAAGGUUUCACGUCGUCUUUACUAAAAUUUAAUACAAAACUAGCUGAAUUUCUGUAUGAUUUGGUCUGAUUUUAUGCGAUAGCCCUUUAUGAAUGAGUUGAAUUUAAUGAUAAUUCCUAACAAAA
This is a messenger RNA of Theobroma umbraticum, 801 nucleotides long. Its product is annotated as histone deacetylase-like protein. Gene Ontology annotation, molecular function: zinc ion binding. The record is from RefSeq and is a predicted model, not a curated record. Lineage: Eukaryota; Viridiplantae; Streptophyta; Magnoliopsida; Malvales; Malvaceae.